ACAUAGAGCUUAGGCACACAAAGAAAACAAAGGAAAAGAAGAUUAUUCCCAUAAUCCCAUGUCUUCCAUUAGCUUAAAGAUGUCUUCCUCCUCUUCUACCACCUUAACAGUAGCAUCAGCAGCUCUUCUUCUCUGUUUGUCGUCUAUGCUGAUGAUGAUCCAAGGAUCAACAGCUCAGUUGGAUGCUAAUUUUUACAACACUACUUGCCCGGACGUGUUCACCAUCGUCCAACAAACCAUCAAAGAUGCUUUACAGUCAGACCCCAGAAUCACUGCUAGCCUCACUCGACUUCCCUUCCAUGAUUGCUUUGUACAAGGUUGUGAUGCAUCACUUCUGUUGGACAACAGCGAUAGUAUACAAAGUGAGAAAGAUGCCCUACCCAAUUUGAACUCGACUAGAGGAUUUGAUGUUCUUGACAACAUCAAGACUGCUCUGGAGAAUGCAUGCCCUGGUGUUGUCUCAUGCGCGGACAUUCUAACCAUUGCAGCCGAAGUAUCUGUGGUUUUGUCAGGAGGUCCUUCAUGGACGGUUCUACUAGGAAGAAGGGAUAGUUUAACUGCAAACCAAACUGCAGCCAAUACAACCAUCCCAAGUCCCAUCGACACCCUCGAUGAAUUGGAGUCUAAAUUCGCCGCCGUUGGCCUCGACGCCACUGAUCUUGUUGCUUUAUCCGGUGCCCACACAUUUGGACGUGUCCGGUGUAUAAUUAUUAAUGCUCGGCUCUACAAUUUCAAUAACACAGGCAAUCCUGAUCCGACUCUCAACACCACUUUGUUGGAGGAGCUCCAAAAUAUAUGCCCGAAUGAUGGAAAUGGGUCUCUCCUAACCAACCUAGACCCGAACACACCCGAUACAUUCGAUAAUGUGUAUUUCUCUAACCUUGAAUCAAACGAAGGGAUACUCCAAAGUGAUCAAGAGUUGUAUUCAACUCCGGGUGCUGAUACUAUCCCUAUAGUUAAAAACUUCAGCAGCAAUCAAAGUGCUUUCUUUGAAAGCUUUGCUCAAGCAAUGAUAAAUAUGGCAAAUAUUAGCCCAUUAACCGGGUCCGAUGGAGAGAUCCGAUUGAACUGCAGAAAGGUUAAUGGAGCUACUUCAAUGUUUGAGUCAAAUGAUGAUGAUGAUUUAAUUAGCUCCAUCUGAUCGAUGAUGGAUAUAGCUACUGAAACCACCCUCAUAUAUGAAUAAGGUUGUUUGAACAUAACCAUUGUAGAAUUCCUAUUCUAAUUAAGUUAAUAAGUUAAUUAAUAUCCCGUGGUGGAAGAUUUGGACUGUAUGUUAAGAUAUUAAUCAUGAUAAUUAAUAAAGUUUUUAAAGUUCCACGCUUCUC
This is a messenger RNA of Macadamia integrifolia, 1328 nucleotides long. Its product is annotated as peroxidase A2-like. The record is from RefSeq and is a predicted model, not a curated record. Lineage: Eukaryota; Viridiplantae; Streptophyta; Magnoliopsida; Proteales; Proteaceae. The transcript has 4 exons. The coding region runs from base 59 to 1141 and encodes 360 amino acids. Gene Ontology annotation, molecular function: heme binding; peroxidase activity. Gene Ontology annotation, biological process: response to oxidative stress; hydrogen peroxide catabolic process.